AUGAAUUUACAACCUGAAAAUAAUACUAAAUCAAAUCUUAAUUUUGUAAGUUAUAACUGCAAGUCCGUCACGAGAUCUGUUGACGCAAUACGCGAGUUGUGUAAGACAGCGGAUUUAGUGGCCCUACAGGAGACAUGGCUGUUACCGCACGACAUCUCGUAUCUAGGUACUAUCGAUACUGAGUUCGCUUAUUGCGGUAAAUCAGCUGUGGAUACAUCGGCUGGAAUUUUGCGAGGACGUCCAUACGGCGGUCUCGCUAUACUGUGGCGUAAAAGUGUUUUUGCGAAUGUUUCUAUAGUAGAAUGUGCAAGUGAGCGUAUAAUGGCCAUUAAAAUAUUAAUAAAUAGUCAGCAAUUUCUAGUGUUCUCAGUGUAUAUGCCUACGGUAUCGGACGAUAAUCUACCCGAGUUUACAGAACGUUUAAGUGAAAUUAGUGCGGUAGUGGAUGAGUGUGGUGCCGAAUAUGUGUAUGUAUUAGGCGAUUUUAAUGCCCAACACAGUACGGUGUUCGGCAAGGAACUCGCUAGUUUCUGUGAUGAGCAACAGUGGGUCUGCGCGGACUGGCAUUUCCUAGGUAUUUCAUCGAAUACAUACACAUAUGUAAGUGACAUACAUGGCACUACGAGCUGGUUAGACCACCUGAUCGUAACCAAAGUGGCAAACGAGACUAUCUCCAAUGUUAAGGUACUGUACGAUGUUUUCUGGUCUGAUCACUUUCCCAUAUACAUAGAAAUAAAAUGUGAUUUCAUUAAAACAGUGUCUGAAAUAGGUAGUAAUUGCCCUGUUAAUAAAAUAAUCUGGGGGAACAGAAAACCUCACCAAAUUGACGUGUACAACGAAAUUUGUAAUGAUAGGUUAAGAAAUAUUGACUUUCCGUUAGAAUUAAAAAAAUGUUUUCAUAAUAAAUGCCAUAAUUUAAUGCAUAGAAUUUUAAUUGAUAAUUUAUAUAAUGAAAUUGUUCAAGUCCUUUUUGACGCAUCCACAUUGUCGUAUGAAAGCAUUAAUAAAAAUAGACGAAAAUGUAUUAUUGGAUGGAAUAAACAUGUUAGACAUGCCCACAGUGAGGCGAGAAAUAGUUUUAAUAAUUGGGUAUUUUGUAAUAAACCUAGAUCUGGGCCCAUCUACUAUGACAUGUGUGAGACGCGAAGGGUGUUUAAAUCUAAAUUAAAAUGGUGCCAAAACAACCAGGAAAAUAUUAAAAUGAACAUUUUAGCCGCUCACCAUACAUCCAAGCGCUUUGAUAAAUUCUGGAAGCAAACAAAUAGACUUAAUCACCUUUCGAGUUUACCUGCUAGCGUUGGAGGGGUUAGUGAGCCGGCCGCGGUGGCCAAUAUGUUUAAAGAGCAGUUCCAGGUCUCCUCACCUUUGGGACCGACAAGACCAAAUAGUCUGUCUUCUGAUGGACAGGAUCGGCAGGUCUACUUACACUUUUCUUCUACAGAAGUAGCAGCUGUGGUGAAGUGUAUGACUCGUGGUAAAUCCCCGGGUCAUGACUCACUUAGUAUCGAACACCUACAGCAUGCGGGUGCGCACCUGUCUCGCGUAUUAUCCAUGCUAUACACACUAUGCGUGGGCCAUUCAUAUUUGCCUAAUGAGUUGAUGAUGACGUUGGUCGUGCCGGUCCCAAAGAAUAAAACGGGUGACAGGUCGGAUAAAAAUAACUACAGGCCGAUUUCUCUAGCAACCAUUCUUGCUAAAGUGUUGGACGGUCUGCUUGAGAAACAGCUAAAUAAAUAUAUAUCACUUCAUGACGCCCAGUUCGGGUUUAGGCCUGGACUUUCUACUGAGUCAGCAGUUCUCUGUCUCAAGCAUACCGUCCGAUACUACACGGAUAGGAAAACGCCAGUUUACGCUUGCUUUUUAGACCUUUCCAAAGCUUUCGACCUUGUAUCUUACGAUAAGCUUUGGAGCAAACUCGAGGAGACGGACAUACCAAGUGAGGUCACUGAAAUAUUCAAGUACUGGUAUGGUAAUCAGCGUAAUUAUGUAAAAUGGGCGGGCUCUUUAUCUGACGAGUACAGAAUGGAGUGCGGGGUGAGGCAGGGGGGAUUAACGUCACCUACGUUAUUUAACUUGUACAUGGACCAAUUGAUUCUUGAGCUCAGCAGCACUAUGCUGGGAUGUUCUGUAGGCGGUACAUCUUUUAAUAAUAUCAGUUACGCUGACGACAUGGUGCUGCUGAGCCCAUCAGUCAGUGCCCUCAGAAGACUUGUCUCCGUCUGUGAGCGUUACGCCGAGACCCAUGGCCUCAGGUAUAAUGCAACGAAAAGCGAACUUUUAAUGUUUAAAGCCAAGGGCAGGGCAUACUCUGUGGUGCCACCUGUAUCACUUGCAGGCACGCCCCUAAAAAGAGUUACGCAGUUCAAAUACCUGGGGCACUGGGUAACGGACACGUUGAGUGAUGACCUGGACAUGGCACGGGAGCGCAGGGCGCUGUCUGUCAGGUGUAAUAUGUUGGCCCGUAGGUUUGCCAAAUGCACUAAAAGUGUAAAACUUACAUUGUUUAAGGCAUACUGCCAAGUGUUUUACACAUGCAGUCUAUGGGUCGAUUAUACACAGAAAGCACACAGCGCCUUGCGUGUCCAAUAUAAUAACGGCUUGAGGGCGCUGUUGGGGCUACCGAAACACUGUUCCGCGUCAGGCAUGUUCGCGGAGGCGCGCGUGGACACCUUCCAGGCCAUAGUGCGGAAGAGGGUAGCCUCCCUGAUGCGGAGGGUGGACGCUAGCUCCAACAGCCUUCUCACUGUUAUUGCUGGCAGGGUGGAUGGGCCCAUACUUAAACACUGGACCAAUAUCCACUUAAAUAAACUACUAACAUAG
Molecule: messenger RNA, 2820 nt
Organism: Amyelois transitella
Lineage: Eukaryota; Metazoa; Arthropoda; Insecta; Lepidoptera; Pyralidae
Exons: 1
Coding region: 1-2820 (939 amino acids)
Molecular function (GO): catalytic activity
Source: RefSeq, a predicted model, not a curated record